This is a messenger RNA of Fundulus heteroclitus (mummichog), 2900 nucleotides long. Its product is annotated as mucin-5AC. The transcript is spliced from 8 exons. The record is from RefSeq and is a predicted model, not a curated record. Lineage: Eukaryota; Metazoa; Chordata; Actinopteri; Cyprinodontiformes; Fundulidae. The coding region runs from base 126 to 2537 and encodes 803 amino acids.
UCAGAUCUGUCAGUCCAGCCAGCCUGGUCCCUCCCACCACUGUGGAGGCAUUACAUACUGCUGGUGCUCUUAGCAACCGUGCCUCAGCAACAGAGCCACGGCAAGCAGCGUGCCGUGUCUCCCCAAUGGAGCUGCCAUUGGGUGGACCAGCUCUCAGGCACUACACCCAGAGCAGACCGAGACCUCACCGGCAAAAGCUGAACUACCGUCCCAGCAGACCGCAGGAGACGAUAAUAGAGAGUGAAAAUGAAGUUCUUGAGCACAUGGGCCGUGUGGAUGAAGGAGUGGAGGAGUUCUUUACAAAGAAAGUACUUCCCACGGAUACCCUGACCAAGCAGGAUGAGGAAACUAUCACGCAACAAGAAGUGGCUCCUGCUAGCUCUGUUGCACCCUGUCCUCCACCAGCAAAAACUCUCAGGAGGAAGCUGGGCGAUUUCUUCACCCUCAAGAGAAAGCGGGGUCUGAAGUCCGAGCCGAGCCAGGAGGGUCGCCCCAAAAAGGCCUCCAUCGCCGAUUUCAUCCGGCCUCUUAGGGAGGUGGCCAGGUCGGAGAAAGAGAAGGAGAGAGAGCGGGUGAAGGAGCUCGACAAGGAGAAUGAAAAGGAGAAAGCGAAAGCACAUCCCAGUGCUGUUACUGGAGAGGAAGCUGUCCAGGAGACACAGGUUAGCGGCGACGCGCCGCUGAGGGGCGAGGCUGCGCCUCCCCGCCGAGCUCUCAGAGAGGGGAAAUCCCAGUCUCUCAUUCUGCUGUCUGGAUCAGCGGCAGCGGGAGCCACCAAUGCCAGAAACACAGCGAAGAAACAGUUUGAAGGCCAGCACAGCUUUGAGCAGAAACUCCAUCUCAUGCUUCAGCGCAUUGGAGUCUCCAAACCUCCACUGGGAGAAACACAGAAUCAAGAGGGAGAGAUGAAAAAGGCUGAAUCUGAAGGUACCAUCAUUGAUAAUAAACCCGAACCACCUUCUACUUUUUCAAAACCUCGGACAAUGUCUGCGUCCUCAGACACACGGCAUCAAAUUCGGGUGAGCGUGUCGGCACACGAGGCAGCCGGGAAACCCGCCCUGCUCCCAAAGCCGAUAAUCAAACCAGCUCUCCCUCCCGCCACGUCUGGCCGCAACACGCCCGAGAACGAGCUAGCACAGAUCCGGGAAGCAGAGACGACCGCGUCCACCAAGCCCAGUCCGGCCGCGGCUCCGUCUGCCUCUGCUUCUCCUGACCAGGCCGUCGCCGCCUCCACUUCUGUCCCGACAAUCUCUAAUUCAGUCCCUCACUCCGCCAGCGUCACCGUUUCCUCUCCAAGCACCGACAGAGAGAUAUGCACCGACUCAGCGAACCCCGCUGCAGCAGCUACAACGUCCCCCAGCAGUGACAGAAGAACCUCAGUCCCUAAAUCUGGUGCUCCCGACGCGGAAGCACCCGGCUCUACGAUUACAAGCACCUCCACACCAACAGAGGCCCCUGACACAGCCUCUGUCAUACCCACCUCCUCAGAGUCCAUUACCUCAAGUCUUUCCGUCCCUUCCACCUCAAAAAUGGUAACCACUUCUUCCAUCCCCACCCUGGAAACUAGUUCAGCUUCCUGUCAGCAGAGCUCAGUUUCCAAAACGUCAACAGAUCUGCCAACUGAGGCGACGUCACUGGAGCCAAACGAUGCUCUCUCAGCCGCCGGAGGUGAUGUUUCUGUCACCGACGCGGCUUCUUCUUCCUCCACCAGCACGUCAGAUUCAGGCCUGCAUGCUCCCCCUAGUACCUCUGUAACAACCUGUCAUCCUCCUAAUUCUGGUAUCGUUACAGCUGCAGCUACACGUGAUGUCCCCCUUACCACGGCCUCCCCUGUCGUCCCUGAUCUGCCCCCUCCCACUGCCGGCGAAACCCUCGGCCCAACGUCCAGCGACCACGUGGACUCUGCCACCUCUCCUGCCACCCUCCAGUCAGCCGCUGAGCCCUCUGCCGCUCCCUCCACUUCUUCCAGCGACACAAACCCCACAGACACCGCCUCCACUGCGACCAGUUUAAAUCGAGCAGACACCACCUCCACCAGCAGCUCGGCAGGCGCUGCUGCAAUUAGCUCCCCGCACGCAUCUGGGUCAGAUCCAGUCUCCGCCGUUCCCACGGAUGAAGAGUCAAGUGCCACUCCUCGCCGCUCGGGCAGUCCAGCACCCCCUGAUGGUGAUCCUCGCCAGAGCAAAGAUUUACAGAUGUUGCACGAAGAGCAGGGGGAAGGAGGGAAACCAGGAAAACCCACGAAAACAGACACUGCAGUAGAUGAGCCUUCUGAGAUGGUCAAACGGACCAAAUCAUCUGAGCUGGAUGAAAAGAAAGAAGUCGUCCACGGUGAGAAGGAGAGCGACAGUGACGGCGACAAACCAGUGGUUGACAAUGGUGAUGUAACAAGAAAUGAAGUGCAGGAAGAAAGCGUGAAAGCUGAGGGGGACGCUCUGUCCGAGCCUGAGCCGGUCACAGCGGGCGAGAGGAGCCGAGACGACACCGUCAAUGAGGCUCAAGAGCAAGAGGGAACCACGUCUGCAGGUGAUAAGUGAAAAAUGAUAACGUCGCUGAAUACGGGACCGACAACUGUGACAGACAGGAGAGUCCACAGCGAAGAGUACGAGGGAUGAGGAAGGUUGGGGAGAGAGCUGAUCAAUGGCACUUCCAACAGGGACCACCACAUUACUGCAGCACACCACUAAGAGUGGGCCACUGGACCAAAGAACUACGAUCCUCUUGGUGUGAUGUAAUCAACAAAUCCAGCAGUGUCUUUGUCCUUUUUUUAACUUAUGUUGAGAUUUUGCAUUGCACGUAUGAUUAUGUGCUAUAAGAAAAAUAUUGUGGUAAAAUACAUGAUGUUUACAAAAGAUGGAAAAGAGAGAUAGCUAUGACUAUUAAAUGGAUUAUUCAGUUCA